CAAUGCCUGACCGCUGCCUUACAGUAACUGGUGGGCCCGACCGGUAACAGUACCGUACCUGGUUGUCCCGGGUGAUGAUGGAUCAAUAAUCAUCAUCACCAUCAUCAUCAUCAUCAUCAUCAUCAUCAUCAUUGAUGGUCAGAGCUCAGCUGGGCUCAGCUUGGGUGAGGCUGAGGUGCCUGAGGAAAAAUUCCCGACUAUCUGGUUAUCGUGCCAGUCUAAUCUCCACGGUACCUCAUAUCUCCUCCCUCCCCUUGCUGCCACUGCUGCUAUUCUUCCUACUGACAAGGGACAAUCUCCAUUCCUCUGACACCGUCCUGAAACAAGCAACAUUAUCGACUUGGGCUGAUCGGAUCUGUCUAGUUCAUUCCAGCUUGGCCAUUUGAUCCACUUGCCCCAGCCACCUUUCCGCCUCUUAUUGGCCCUGUUCGGCUAUAAUAGACACUGACUUCAUAGCCCUUCUUGCCUGGUG
Aspergillus saccharolyticus JOP 1030-1 is the source of this 472-nucleotide messenger RNA. RefSeq lists its product as uncharacterized. NCBI's taxonomy places the organism in Eukaryota, Fungi, Ascomycota, Eurotiomycetes, Eurotiales, Aspergillaceae. The record is from RefSeq and is a predicted model, not a curated record. Bases 135 to 386 code for a protein of 83 amino acids. The transcript is spliced from 2 exons.